AUGGAAAAUUCAGGGAUAAACCCUAUGGUGAAUCUGCAGCAAAAUCUGGAAGAAGAAGAAUAUGAGGCAGUUUUCAACGAUGAAGUUCCCCAACACCUUGGUGAGCCAAAAUUGAGGCUGGUUGGCAAACUGUUCACCGAAAGGGAAGUCAGAUGGAAAGCCAUGUUAGGAAUGAUCAAUGGGGCCUGGUCACAGUUCUGUGAGCCGGAGAUUCAAGAGGUGGGUAAGACUCGCAACACUUUCAUCUUCAUCUUCAAUCGGAAAGAGGAAAUGGAUCGAGCGUGGGAAGGCAGACCAUGGCAGAUUUCCGGAAAUAUGCUUCAACUCAAGCAAUGGGAUCAGAACACUCGCCCCCAGAAUAUGGAUUUCAGUUUGGCUGACUUCUGGAUCCUAGUCCAUGGGAUUCCAGAUCAUAAGAGGACCAUCCCCAACAUUGAAGCAGCGGUGGCGAUGUUCAAAACCGUGCACAACAUUGAUAUGAGGGGGCUAAACCCAGAUCGAUACAUGGAAUUCGUCAGGGUCUUUAUCGAAACUAAUCUUAAGAGGCCGCUUCCACCUGGAUCUUACUGCUCGUCAGGGGGAGUAAGAGAUUGGCUGGGAUUUAGGUAUGAAAAAUUAUAUGUGUUGUGCUACUAUUGCGGGAGGCAUGGGCAUUGCAAACAAGACUGCCCAAGAAGGAGAGCAGAUUUGGAGGCUCGUAUUGCAGGACCUCCGGAGGGGAGAUUUACCCCAUGGAUGAAGGCGGGCACAAAGGCUAGCCGCCCACCACCGCCACCGAGGGGACGAGUGAUCCAUCAGUCGUCGGGAGAUGCUGGAUCAAGCACGAGAUCGCCCGGUUUCAUUCAGAAUCAACUCUGGAUCCCGGGACAAACUUCUCCGGGAACUAUUCCACCGUACUCACCAACGGGAAGAUUCACAGGAGGCUACUUCUUCUUCGGCUGCGAGAAAUCUCACAAGGGAGAUGGAGGAGGCAGCUGCAUGGGCCCACCUUUUUCCACAUCCGAUGCCUCAAUAUUUUGGGGAUUUAUUGGCCCAUGGGAAACAAGCCCACGUUCCAGUCCACUUUACUCCAGCCCACCAGAGCUUUAUUGA
This is a messenger RNA of Linum trigynum, 1092 nucleotides long. Lineage: Eukaryota; Viridiplantae; Streptophyta; Magnoliopsida; Malpighiales; Linaceae. The record is from the annotation of a GenBank genome assembly.